Molecule: messenger RNA, 2428 nt
Organism: Etheostoma spectabile (orangethroat darter)
Lineage: Eukaryota; Metazoa; Chordata; Actinopteri; Perciformes; Percidae
Product: E3 ubiquitin-protein ligase TRIM21-like
Exons: 3
Coding region: 39-1685 (548 amino acids)
Molecular function (GO): zinc ion binding; protein binding
Source: RefSeq, a predicted model, not a curated record
GAAAGAGUCUGGAAGUGGACCUGAAGAGUUCAGCAGAUAUGGCUGCUGCAAACUAUCUGCAGUCUGAAGAUCAGUUUCUGUGCUCCAUCUGUCUGGAUGUGUUCACUGAUCCUGUCUCCACACCAUGUGGUCACAACUUCUGCCAGAACUGCAUCACUGAUCACUGGAAUACUAAUGACCAGUACCUGUGUCCCCUGUGUAAGGAGGGUUUUACCAGAAGACCUGAUAUGAAGGUUAACACUUUGUUCUCUGAGAUAGUUGCUCAGUUCAGACAGUCAGCUCAACAGAAAGCCAGCAGCAGCAGCUCAGAGCAACAAGUGUCCAAACCAGGAGAAGUUCCCUGUGACGUCUGCACUGGAACCAAACUGAAGACCCUGACGUCCUGCCUGGUGUGUCUGGUCUCCUACUGUGAGACUCACCUGGAGCCUCAUCGGACCAUGUCAGGUCUGAAAAGACAUCAGCUGAUCGACCCUGUGGAGAACCUGGAAGGCAGGAUGUGUACGGAGCACGAUAAACCUCUGGAGCUGUUCUGUAAGACCGACCAGACAUGUGUCUGCAUGCUCUGCACUGUUUUAGACCACAAGACACAUGAUGUUGUUCCUCUGAAAGAAGAAUAUGAAGGAAAGAAGGCAGAGCUGGGGAAGACAGAGGCUGAAAUUCAGCAGAUGAUCCAGAAGAGACGACUGAAGAUUCAGGAGAUCAAACAGUCUGUGGACCUCAGUGAGAAAACUGCAGACAGAGAGAUAGCGGAAGGUGUUCAGGUCUUCACUUCUCUGAAGGAGUCUGUUGAGAGAGGCCUGAAUGAGCUCAUCAACACCAUCAAAGAGAAGCAGAAAACAACAGAAAAACAGGCCAAAGCUUUUAUCACAGAGCUGGAACAGGAAAUCUCUGAGCUGAUGAAGAGAAGAACUGAGGUGGAGCAGCUCUCACGCUCUGAAGACCACCUCCAUCUUCUCCAGAGGGUCCAGUCCCUAAACAUCCAACAACCUCCACCCACCAAGAACUGGACGGAGGUCAGCGUCCGUCCAUCAUCAUAUGAGGGGACUGUGGUGAAAGCUGUGGUUCAGCUGGAGGAGACAAUCAGUAAAGAGAUGAAGAAGCUGCUUGAAGCCGAGCUGAAGAGGGUCCAGCAGUAUGCAGUGGAUGUGACUCUUGAUCCUGAUACAGCACAUCCUAAUCUCAUCCUGUGUGAUGAUGGAAAACAAGUGAAUGAUAGUGAUCUGAGGAAGAAUCUCCCGGACAACCCAGAGAGAUUUUUUGAGUAUGCUAGUGUUUUAGGAAAACAGAGUUUCUCUUCAGGCAGAUUUUACUUUGAGGUUCAAGUUAAAGGAAAGACUAAAUGGGAAUUAGGAGUGGCCAGAGAGUCCAUCAACAGGAAGGGAGACAUCCCACUAGCACCUCAGAAUGGUUACUGGACGAUAUGGUUGAGAAAUGGAAAUGAAUACAGAGCUCUUGCUGGCCCUGGUGUCCUUCUCUCUCUGAAGUCUCCUCCUCAGAAGGUGGGGGUGUUUGGGGACUAUGAGGAGGGUCUGGUCUCCUUUCAUGACGUAGAUGCUGCAGCUCUUAUCUACUCCUUUACUGGCUGCUCCUUCACUGAGAAACUCUUCCCAUACUUUAGUCCAUGCAAUAACGAUUGUGGUAAAAACUCUGCCCCUCUGAUCAUCUCUCCUGUCAGAGUAAACUAAUCACUGAUCUCAUUUCAGGUAUUGAUUCAUUUUCAAUCAAGGGAACAAAUGUACAUAUUCAUAUAUUUUACAUCUUAUUUUCUACAGAAUCUGUUUUCUGUGGUGACUGAUUUACACUUUUUUCCAUUUAUUAUCAUAUGUUAAAUGUGCAGCAAUUCUUUACAAAUUGAAUCAAACUUCAUCUUGACAUAUUUGGUGUCUUUAGAAACUGAUUUCUUCUGGAAGUUAUAAUAAAUGUCUGUGGGUUUAACAGAGGUUUAAAUAGAUAUCGUCUACAUAACGUGUGUCAUGAUCUAUCAAAUUAAUGUGUUGAUUAUGUAAUCAGAUCCACAUUUAUUAAUAUUUGAUGAGCAGCCCCAGAAAACAUAUAGCUGAAUAUUUGAUUGUGUGAUGAAGCUUCAUUUAAGAGUGAGGCCUAUUCCAUCCCAUAAUGUCUCCAGAACACAGUAUGUGUCCUUGUUAUACCGGGUAGAAAAAGUUAAUGGAUGCUUCUAUCUUGUGUGAAAAGUCUUUUGGAUAAUUACUGGUCACUUUGGCCAUUUUUUAUUGGUUUCAUGAAUUCUGUAAGAUGGUUUAUGAGUCAAAGAAAUGUGUAAAUAUGUGAUUGUAGAAUAAAAAGUGUAAAAUAAAGCAGGUGUUGAACACAAGGCCUGAGGAAGCAGUGACUUCAUCACUAGAGGAAAUGUUCAGGAAGCAGAGCUUUGUCAGCACUGCUGGUCUUUAAUAAAAACUGGUCUACACAA